Aspergillus saccharolyticus JOP 1030-1 is the source of this 3373-nucleotide messenger RNA. RefSeq names its product sulfite reductase subunit alpha. The record is from RefSeq and is a predicted model, not a curated record. Bases 76 to 3213 code for a protein of 1045 amino acids. Gene Ontology annotation, cellular component: cytosol. Gene Ontology annotation, molecular function: oxidoreductase activity, acting on the aldehyde or oxo group of donors; flavin adenine dinucleotide binding; FMN binding. NCBI's taxonomy places the organism in Eukaryota, Fungi, Ascomycota, Eurotiomycetes, Eurotiales, Aspergillaceae. The transcript has a single exon.
CUUAUUUCUCUCUUGUCUUCACCUACGAAGUAUUCCGGUUGUGUGACACCGGUAUUCAGACAAGCAAUCCUCACAAUGGGCGCUUCUUCCCCAGCCUUGUCCGCCCUCAGCGGUCCCACCUAUGUGACCGCCCAGACCCUUAUCCAGCAGGUGGCAUACCUCCUCAGUGAUAAGAUCUUUUCUUACUCGCCUGAGUCAUUCGAUUUGGAUGCUGCUCUCCGCCAGUGGGCUUCUAGCCAAGAGGCCAAUGCCAAUGGCGAGGCUCCUGAGAUCAAGGCCAUGGAGACCCGCCAGGGUGCCGGUAACAUCGCUCUGGGUUACAUCUUCUCUCAGGACUUCGACCUGAAGAAGCGCCACAUCCCCCAGGGUAUCGUUGCCUCCUCGGCGACGCUCCCUUACAUGCGCGCCGCCCUGGAGCAACUUUCCUUGCUCUACUCCGUGGCUAGCCCUGUCGCUGCUCACGUCGCUGCUGUUGACUAUGCUAGCGAGAACGGCCUCGUCUCCGACUAUGCCACUGCCCUCUCCCUCGCGGAGGAACUCGGACUGGGUCUGGUGUCCAGCGCCUCUGUUCACGAAUCGCAGCACAUGGCUCUCCUGACCACUCUCCUCGCUUCUGUCCUGCCUUCCGUCCACAUCUAUGACGGUGUGCGUGUUGGUCGCGAGCACACUCGUGUUAUCGACAUCCUCGAUCAAGCCGGCCUUGCUCGCACGUACGAAUCUGUCCGGAAGACCUUGGAGGAUUCCCGCAGCCGUCACCUCGAUAAUCAGGGCAAGCUCCUCGAAAUCGUUCAGUCCUUGAACGGUGAGCUCGGAACCGACUAUGGUCUUUUCGAAUAUCACGGCCAUGCUGAGCCUGUUUCCGUGUUGGUCGCCUUCGGUACUGUCGAGGCCUCCCUCACUGCCCAGAUUGCCCGUUCGCUGUCCAAGGACGGUGUCCGUGUUGGUGUUGUCAACGUCCGUGUCUACCGCCCCUUUGUGGAAGAAGAGUUCCUCCGCGUGCUGCCUAAGUCCGUCAAGACUGUUGGUGUUCUGGGACAGGUUGUCAAUCAGCAGGCUGUCCAGGAACAGGGCGUUCGUUCCGCCCUUUACGAGGACGUUCUCGCCGCCCUCACCUUUGCUACCGACCGCGAGCAGGCACCGACUUGCGUGGACAUCAAGUACCCCCGUUCUCAGCGGUGGGAUCUGAUCAACACGGCCGCCGCCUUCCAGCUCAUUCACGAGAAGCCCAUUGUUCAGGCUAGCUCUGAAACCGAGCCCCUUCAACUGCUGGACCCCUCCGCUGUUCAGGAAUACUCCUUCUGGGACACUGACAACUCAGUGGGUGCUGAGGUCGCCACUGUCCUUUCCCAGGCUCUGGCUGCCGACUCCGCCAGCAAUGUCACCACCAGCAACGCUCACGACAACCUGAUCCAAGGUGGAGUUGUUCGCGUCGACAUCCGCAAGAGCUCCAAGAUCUUGGACGCUCCUUAUGCUGUCACUGCUGCUGAUACCACCUACGUUGGCGACGUCAAAUUGCUGGGUGAUGUUGACGUGGUGGCUUCCGUCAAGACCGGUGGGAAGAUCAUUGUCAACGCCCCUGGCGUCAAGGAUGACGAGCUGGAGAAGAAGCUGCCCGUGGGUUUCAGACAGGCUAUUGCUGAGCGUGGAAUUUCCCUCUAUUUUGUCGAUCCCUCUGCUGCCGGAGAGUCCGUCCCCGAGUCCUCCGUCCUCCAGGUCGCCUUCUUGCGUGUGGCUCUGCCUACGCAAGAGUCCGUUGGCAUCAAGAAGCUGGCCUCGAUUGUCGGCAAUGCCGACGCCUUGGAGACUGUCAGCAAGGAUCUCGAGAAGAUUCUCCGUCAGAUCGAGGUUCCUGAGUCCUGGAAGACUCCUGAGGAAGGAUCUCAGGUUCCCCAGUUGCCCAAGGACAUUACUCCCAACAGCUUUGUUGCAUUCGAUAAGGAAGAAAGCGAGCCUGCCUCUUACCUUAAGGAUUGGGAGGCUGCCGCUAAGGGUCUGGCUUUCAAGGAGGCCUAUGACACCAAGAUUGUUCUCCGUCCAGACCUUGCUACCAAGACCUUCACUGUUCACGUCAAGGAAAACAGACGCCUGACCCCCGUCACCUAUGAUCGUAACAUCUUCCACAUCGAGUUUGAUCUUGGCGACUCUGGCCUCAAGUACGACAUUGGCGAGGCCCUUGGUGUCCACGCCGAGAACGAUACCGACAUGGUCAAGGAGUUCAUCAAGUUCUACGGACUCAACGCUGACGACAUUGUUGAGGUGCCCAGCCGUGAAGAUCCCGCUGUUCUCGAGAACCGCACUGUCUACCAGGCGUUGGUCCAGAACAUCGAUAUCUUCGGUCGCCCUCCCAAGCGCUUCUACGAGGCUCUUGCCGAAUUCGCCAGUGAUGAGAAGGAGAAGACCGACCUCCGCACGCUUGGUGGGCCCGAAGGUGCUGUGGAGUUCAAGCGCCGUGCUGAAGUCGACACUGUCACCUUCGCUGAUAUUCUUCUGGACUACCCGUCGGCUCACCCCGACUUCCACGACCUGAUCCGUAUCGUUGGUCCCAUGAAGCGUCGUGAGUACUCCAUUGCCUCGUGCCAAAAGGUCACCCCGACCACCGUGGCUCUCAUGAUCGUCGCCGUGACCUGGACCGACCCCCGCGGCCGGGACCGCUUCGGCCAGGCGACUCGCUACCUGAGCCGCCUGCAGCCCGGCACUCCUGUCACCGUCAGUGUCAAGUCCAGUGUCAUGAAGCUGCCUCCCAAGUCUACUCAGCCCCUGAUCAUGGCUGGUCUGGGAACCGGUCUUGCUCCCUUCCGUGCCUUUGUCCAGCACCGCGCCCUUGAGAAGGCCCAGGGCAAGGAGAUCGGUGCCGUCCUGCUCUACAUGGGCUCUCGUCACCAGCGUGAGGAAUAUUGUUACGGUGAGGAGUGGGAGGCCUACCAGGAAGCCGGUGUCAUCACCGUCCUCGGUCGCGCCUUCUCCCGUGAUCAGCCCGAGAAGAUCUACAUCCAGGACCGCAUGCGCCAGACGCUGCCGGAGAUUGUCCAGGCAUACAUCCGCGAGGAGGGUGCGUUCUACCUUUGCGGUCCCACCUGGCCCGUGCCCGACGUCACCGCCGUCCUCGAGGAGGCCAUUGCUAUCGAGGCGAAGAACCAGGGCAAGAAGGUCGAGCCCCACAAGGAAAUCGAGAAGCUCAAGGACGAGGAGAGAUACGUGUUGGAGGUGUACUAAAGUGAAUGACUUGACGGUUGGGUGGUGGUAAAAAGGGGUCAUGGAUGAGUGGGACACUUUCUGUACAUUUUGUCCGCAGCAGGGAUGAUCAGAUGACCUGGCCUUCCUGUUUGAGUUUAGCGCUCUUUGCAUAUAGAACAUCCAUCAGGAUUCAGCUUGG